This is a messenger RNA of Lachancea fermentati, 1407 nucleotides long. The record is from the annotation of a GenBank genome assembly. Lineage: Eukaryota; Fungi; Ascomycota; Saccharomycetes; Saccharomycetales; Saccharomycetaceae.
AUGUUAUACAGGAGUCUUUCUGGAAGGUUAGCUCUGAGGAGAACUCUUUUUCGUACAAACUCUAGUUUACGGAGUGUCACGACAUCUGCUUUUGCCUCACAACGUCCCAGUCCACAAUGGCAAAAAUGGGCAUACGCCAUUAGUGGAUUCGGGGCUCUUUCAUUUGGAAUUUGGUGGUUUUACUGGCCCAAGCAUACGUUUCCAAGUUCCGUUGCCAGGAUCUUAAGAAAGGGUCUUUGGGAGGAAAGCGAUAAGAAGAAUCACGAUUUUCAAUCUGCUCUGAAAUACUACCUUGAAGCUUUAGAUGAAUGUAGCAAAUUAGGAAUGGAUAAAAUAUCUGAUGAAUACACAGGAAUAGAAUUAAAGGUGGCAGAGAUGUAUGAGAAACUGGGAAUGGAUAAAGAGGCACACGAUAUGUACUUGGAAAUGAUGUAUCGUUAUUUCGAUGCCUUGAGAACGCCAGGACGUGUGGCCGACGACCGGCGGCCACAUCUGAUUCAAAAAGACUUAAGAGUACUGAUAAAAUCGCUGGAGAUGAAUAGGGACAUUCAAAUUGCUAAAAGAAACUUGCUUGCACACUUGCUUUUAGCUCAAGAGGAGGUUCUUAGCCGAUCUCCAGAGCUCAAAGAAUUCUUUGAUAAACGAAAAGAGCGCACCUUAAAGCUUUUCCAAGGAAGACCUGGUUCUAACACUAUAGAGUUCGACACUUUUGUGAAUGAAGAUAAUAUAAAAUUGAAUGAAGGGUCGUACAUGAUUCUAGAUAUGGCAAAGAAUAGCAGCGCUUGGGAACCUUUUAAAGAAGAGUUUUUCACUGCCAGGGAUCUUUAUACCGCCUACUGCCUAUCAACUAAAGACAUCACAGCAGCUCUCAAUUGUAAGCUAACUACAGUUGAAUGGAUGGUAAUGGCCGACAUGCCUCCUGGUCAAUUGCUAUUGUCUCAGGCAAACCUUGGUUCACUUCUUUAUCUGCAAGCUGAAACAUUUGAAUCCCAAAUUUAUCAUUUAACACAAAAAUAUGAAUCUAAAGACGAUGCGAAAUUUGAUGAGGAAGAUGUUCGACUACUUAGACAACUUCACCGUAAUCGUGACAUGUGUUUUCAAAUGGCCACAAAAUGCUAUGAAAGUGUAAUAAAGUUUUCCAAGAAAAAUCAGAAGCUAAGAUUUAACGCCAAAGAUUUAAUGGACCCCUCCGCAGCCCAUGCCAUAGCACUUUCCAUUUAUGGAAUGGGGGUAAUCAAUCUGCAUAAAGGUGUUUUGGCUAAGGCAGAGCGUCUAUUGAAAGAUUCGAUCACUCUUGCACAAGAAACUGAUUUCCAAGAACUCCUUAAAGAAGCAAACCAAGAACUGAAAAAAGUUUCUCAGGCACAACAAAAAGAAGUUGUUAAGCAUGCGAACAGUGGCAGUUAA